AUGGCGUUGAGAUCGGGCGGCCGGAAUCUCUCCUACGAGAUUCUCAGCAGAAACAGCUCCGUCCAGGAAGAAGAAGAAGCCGGACUCUUCUACCGAUCCAACUCAGAUCCAAUCCGAUCGCACGGCGCCGCCGAUCAAACACCCGCAACGCCGCGAAGAAAGCGCAGGAAGAAGAAGAAGAGGACCGCCGCCGUCGCCAACUGCUCCAUCCCGGAGAGCCCCACCGCCGUCGCGGACGACGACGACGGCGCCGUGGUUAACGGAUUGGAAUUCAAUUUCAGCCAGACGGUGCUGUGCUCCGUCGCGACGGAGGUCGUCACCGACCAGAACAGUUUUGGCGCCGCGGAAUUGAGGCAGAGGACUGUCAAUGCCGGCGCCGGAGGAGCGGUUGUUGACGAAACGACGCCGUCUGGUGGUGGUAGUUUGGAAGGUGAGGCCAAUGCCAAAGAGGACAGCGCCGUGGAGGCGGCGGCGGCUAAGCCGAACGGCAAUUUGGUUCCGAAAUUGCAGACGACGGAGUCGUUGGAUUGGCAGCGAGUCAUGACCGAAGAUCCGAACUAUAUAUUUUCAGUGGACAAGUCUCCACUGAGGUACUUCAUGGAAGAAAUGUCUAAUGGGAAUUCGCUGCGGAGCACAACAACUCUUGGCAAUGAGAAAGAAAGAGAGAGGGUUUACGAUACCAUCUUUCGCUUACCUUGGAGAUGUGAAUUGCUGAUUGAUGUUGGCUUUUUCGUGUGUCUUGAUUCGUUUCUCUCGUUGUUGACUAUCAUGCCGACAAGAAUUUUGAUGACCCUUUGGAGACUUGUGCGUACAAGGAGGCAGUUUAAGAGGCCAUCUGCAGCAGAGCUGUCUGAUUUUGGGUGUUUUACGAUAAUGGCUUGUGGUGUCAUUCUUUUGGAGCGAACAGAUAUCAGCUUAAUAUAUCACAUGAUUCGUGGUCAAGGAACAAUCAAACUGUAUGUUGUGUACAAUGUGUUGGAGAUAUUUGACAAACUAUGUCAGAGUUUCAAUGGAGAUGUAUUGCAAACACUAUUUAACUCAGCAGACGGACUUGCUAGUUGUCCAACAGAAAACAUUGGAUUCUGGAUUUGGAGAUUUACUUGUGACCAGGCUUUAGCUGUGACUGCCUCAAUUAUUCAUUCAUUUAUCCUCUUAGCUCAGGCAAUUACUUUGUCAACCUGCAUUGUUGCUCACAAUAAUGCCUUGUUUGCUUUGCUGGUGUCCAAUAACUUUGCUGAGAUAAAAAGCAAUGUAUUUAAGCGAUACAGUAAGGAAAACAUUCAUAGUCUCGUAUACUUUGAUUCAAUAGAGAGAUUCCACAUUUCUGCUUUUAUCAUAUUCAUCCUAGCUCAAAAUAUUCUGGAGGCUGAGGGUCCCUGGUUUGAGAAUUUUCUUUUUAACGCUGGGUUGGUAUUUGUCUGUGAAAUGAUUAUUGAUAUCGUAAAGCACUCGUUCAUUGCUAAGUUCAAUGACAUAAAGCCCAUUGCAUACUCUGAGUUUCUUGAAGACCUAUGCAAGCAGACUUUAAAUAUACAACCAGAGGCUGCAAAGAAGAAUCUCACAUUUAUUCCUCUAGCACCUGCCUGCGUGGUCAUCCGAGUGCUUACUCCAGUAUAUGCUGCACACCUUCCGCACAGUCCCUUACCAUGGAAACUCUUUUGGAUUCUUGUCCUCUUUGCAAUGACCUAUGUUAUGCUGACAAGCCUCAAGGUGUUGAUAGGCAUGGGACUCCAGAAACAUGCCAGUUGGUACAUCAAUAGAUGCAAAAGGCGGAAACAUCAUCUACAUUAUGAUUAGUUCAAAUAAGGAAAGCACAUUUCUUUUCCACAUAUCAGGUUCAGCUUCACUCGGGCCGAAGCGUUCUGCUCAAGAAACCUCAACUAACCAAGUUGGAAAUCGAGGUGCCGAAAUUAUGAGUUAGAGCAACAAAGGGGUGCAUUGCAUAUAUAGUGUUUAGGACAGCAUAAGCUAGAGAAACCCAUUAUCUGGUAUCCUCAUUUUGGCUAGAACAUGAUGUGGUGUUAUAGUACAAAUCUAGUUAUCCAAUUUUGACACACAAAGGGUUACCUGAUAAUUCAGAACACCAAUGUGAAUAACAAAUAUAGUUUCAUUAAGAUUUCAUUUA
This is a messenger RNA of Fragaria vesca subsp. vesca, 2125 nucleotides long. Its product is annotated as protein POLLEN DEFECTIVE IN GUIDANCE 1-like. Gene Ontology annotation, cellular component: endoplasmic reticulum membrane. The record is from RefSeq and is a predicted model, not a curated record. Gene Ontology annotation, biological process: maintenance of protein localization in endoplasmic reticulum. The transcript has 11 exons. Bases 1 to 1797 code for a protein of 598 amino acids. Lineage: Eukaryota; Viridiplantae; Streptophyta; Magnoliopsida; Rosales; Rosaceae.